GAGGUACCUGUACCUGUAACUGCGGGUAAUGACAUGGAUACCCCAUGCCGGUCUUUAGGUCUUUGGGUCUUUAAGGGGAGUACUUGUCUUAUGUACUUCUUCCUCUGCGUCUUGCACUCAACUCAUUCUCUUCCCUCUUCGUCACUUAUCCCACUUGUCACAUGGCUUAUCAUGUCCACAUUGCUACCAUGUAUUCUCGAUUUUUGAUUUUUUCUUCUAUGAAUCUCCCGCUCUCAUCUAGUUUGCAGCAAUCGUCUUCUUCUUCU
Messenger RNA from Daldinia caldariorum, 266 nucleotides. RefSeq lists its product as uncharacterized. The coding region runs from base 34 to 207 and encodes 57 amino acids. The transcript has a single exon. The record is from RefSeq and is a predicted model, not a curated record. NCBI's taxonomy places the organism in Eukaryota, Fungi, Ascomycota, Sordariomycetes, Xylariales, Hypoxylaceae.